Molecule: messenger RNA, 3372 nt
Organism: Penicillium maclennaniae
Lineage: Eukaryota; Fungi; Ascomycota; Eurotiomycetes; Eurotiales; Aspergillaceae
Product: F-box and WD domain protein
Exons: 2
Coding region: 1-3372 (1123 amino acids)
Biological process (GO): proteasome-mediated ubiquitin-dependent protein catabolic process
Cellular component (GO): nucleus; cytosol; proteasome regulatory particle, base subcomplex
Molecular function (GO): polyubiquitin modification-dependent protein binding
Source: RefSeq, a predicted model, not a curated record
AUGCAAUCAGACUCGACCGUCGUAUCUCAACAUACUUCACCUGACUUAUCCCAAGCCAAAACCAGCUCUACCCAGCAUGGAAAUGACUUCGAUGGCCGCUCAGUCUCUGGAAUCCUCCACCAUGAGGUGUCCGGAGACUUUGCAGGCUCGGACCUGCCGUCGCCAGGCGCGGAUCACCCGCCCCUGAGCGAGGCUGAGGAAGCCCCGCCAUCUUCGCCACUCAACCGUGUGAGCCUGUAUGAGAAUGCUGGAACUCCCAAAAAAGACGCCAAUCUAGCUUUUCGAGUCGUCGCAUCAACAGGCCAAUUCAAUGUGCCUUUGGAGUCUCUGCCGAAUGAGGUUCUUACGCACAUCUUGUCGCACCUACCUCCCCAGUCCCUCUCGGCCAUCACCUUGGUAUCUCGUCGGUUUCACGCCCUGGUCACCACUCCCCAUGCUUGGAGGAUCGCCUUCUCCCGGUUCUUCCCGGGUCCCCACGCAGCGGAGAAUGGACAUCGUCCUGCAGCAGAUGGCGUGGAUUUGAUGUCAGAUCGGCGAUUCUUUGCGCGACUGACAGCACUGGCAUCGUGGCGCAGUGAGUAUAUCCUGCGAACCCGUCUGAUGCGGUCGCUGUCUCGAGGCAAGCCAGCACAGUUUCAGCCAUCCAAGAAGCAUGGAACUGUACGCUCGGCAAACGCUCGCAACGGAAGUGCAGUGGCAACAUACACCUCGCAGUUGAUGUUCCCUGUGAGUAAAAUGCACGGGACUUUCAACAGCUCCAAUAAGGACCCAAGUUUCAUCCACGGCGCCUCCGAGCAGGGCGUCGCUUCUGCUAGCGAUCCGUCGGCAGUGAAAGUCAGCACCUGGGGAUUAUCUGAUCUCCAGAUGUUCCGGCAUUUUGCGGACAUUUUUCCGGGGGAUGUACCUUACGGUCUUGGGUCUGGCGACAUGGUUGGCGUGCCGAACUCAAUGGAUGUGAGCCAACCUUAUGGCAUGAUAUAUGGCGAGGGUUGCCCAGGUGGUCGGAGCUACUUUAUCUCGACGAUGGAGCAGCGGGGACGCUUUUUGGAUUCCUCGGACUUGGAAUCUCGCCCUCACCUGGGUAUUCCUGCCGUGAAGACGGCUUCGCAUUCUGUUUGCUCCGUCUGGAUUGCUAAGUCAUCGUCUAUUCUGAAGACAACCGGCGGUUUGAUUGCUAUGAUGUCUGGUUCGUCAUCCGGUGUGGUUUCAGCGUAUGCGCUGGGUCCUCAUCCAGCAUAUGAGCGACGGUUCGAACGAGGGCAAGUGACUGCCAAAUGGGUCCUCAGUCCUGGUGUUCCUAUUAUUGGAAUUGCUGUGGACGACAAUUAUUCACCCAAGCGUCAUUCCCAACGACGAGCUUGGGCUGUUGCCCUCAAUGCCCUCGGUGAAAUUUUCUAUCUCACGGAUCUUCCCAGCCAACCUGACAUCCCCUCAACAGUCAAGCUGAGUCCCGAGCAGAUGGAUGAACUCGCUUGGAAGACUGGAAGAACUACGCGGUGGAGCAUUAUUGAAUUGAGUCGACGUACAGCACGCCCAGAUCCCUUUAGCCGAGAUCUGGUUGAUGGCAGUUACAGCCCACGAUCUUCGUCUGACUCUAUGAAACUCCAGGCAGAGCAGAUCGCGGCGGAGACGAAGGAAAUCGAAAAAUUCUUCUCGUACAAACCGAAGCACUUCCGCAAGGUUUGCGAAGGCUGGAACAUGCGAUGUGAUCUGCACGUUGAUUUCGCAGGCGAUGAUGGACAUAGUUCUGGUGAAUCAGUUCUCCUCAUUGCUCGCGGAGGAGGCGAGCCCGAGAAAGCCUCGAUCCGACGCUUUGUUCGCUCUGUCACCAGAACCGACUUGAACUCGAUACCGCCGCUUUCCCAAUCACAAGCCGAACAACUCCCUUCCUCAUUGUUCGGAGGACCCAUCUAUUUGCCGAGCCCAACCGCCCCUGACACUCCCCUGUCGCGAUCGUCAGUUCGGUCAAAUGAGCCCAUCUCUGACGUCAACACGCUGUGGCGGAUCUCCGAUCUCACCUUUGGCGAUGUUAAGUCGGUGGAAGUCACGACUAGUGCAUUGGACAAUUCUUCAUUCGCUAUCCUCACGGCGGAGGAGGAUCCUCUUCUCGGAAUGUCUGGAAGUUCCUUGUCUUCUUCCACUGCCUCCUCGCCAAUGCUCCCACACAUGGACAAGCCACGAUCGGAUUUCGAAGUUCCUGGGCAACGAGCGCGAUAUCUUGCAGUAGGAACAAAAGCUGGCACUGUCUUUGUCUGGGAUAUACGCGCACUUGCCGCCAAGAAUGUGGAUGUGAUUAACUCCAUCCCUCCGCUCCAUGUUAUCCAAACCGAAUCGCCUCAGGUUUCUUCUGUGGCGUUGACAUCGUUGUACCUUGUGCAUGGUGGAAAUGAUGGCCUGGUGCAAGCCUGGGAUCCAUUAGUAUCCUCCACCCGCCCGAUCAGGACUAUCAAUUCUCGAUUCUCAUCUCGCGCUCGUCGCCGACUCGUACAGGCAGAAGCAUCCAUGGUUGGGGUUGGAAACAACUUUUUCGCCACUGGUGCUAUCUGCUUGGAUCCUGAUCCCACAAACCUUCGGGGAAUGGUCUCUCUUGGCACGCAUCUGCGUUAUUGGUCGUACAGCUCAUCCGCUGCAGAACAAUACAAGACUAGCAAGCGACGCCUUCGCCGGGCAAUGCGCGGUGACAAUGGAGCUGGUGAUGGACAGCGAUUUAAUAACAGUGGACGAGGUGCUAUCAACGAUUUCAUUGAGGAUGAGCGCGUCGAAAUUGAGCGGCAGAAGAUCGCAGACGAGAAGGAAAGAAUUCAUUUGAGCCAAAGGUUCGGCGUAGAUCUCCUCGGUCCAGAUAUCGACGAGGAACAGCUGCUCCAGUAUGCCCAACUCUUGAGUCAAGAAGCAUAUGCUGGGGACGCGAUCAAGCAGGGUGACUCGACAGUCGCGGCAAGCUCCGUUGCCAGCUCUUUUCCUGACACUACUGGCCCCAGUUCGUUCGGGGUGGCAGAGUUAUCAUCCUCGUCCUCUCCCUACCACGAUGCUGCGGAUGACCCCGUGGAUGAUGAUAUAGCCGAAGCUAUCCGCCUCAGUCUUCUCGACGAAGUGGCUGCCUCUCCACCUGUCGAUCUCACGCCGUCCAUUCCAAUCAAGUACGCCAAGGGAAUGCGACGACGUACUCUGUCAUCUCCAGGGAAGGGCAAUGCCGAGAGUAGCCAGCGGAAGGAAAUGACUGAUUUGGAUUUUGCCAUUCAGCUCAGCUUGGCCGAAGAACAAAGCCGGGCGACUGGCGAAGAAUGGGAAGAAUUUCCAGCUCUUGAAGCGGGGGCAUUCUCCACGUCUCAGUCCUCUGGCAAGGGGAAAGGGAAGGCUAGGGCGUUGUAA